Messenger RNA from Leptosia nina, 4353 nucleotides. Lineage: Eukaryota; Metazoa; Arthropoda; Insecta; Lepidoptera; Pieridae. The record is from the annotation of a GenBank genome assembly.
AUGGGCUCAAUCGCAUCUGUGCUGCAAUGGCAUUGUCAAGCGUGUGGUCAGAUCAACCCAACAGAGAGUGUAAAAUGUUUAAAAUGUGGCACGAAACGGGUUUCGAGUCAUGACAGAAAUUUACAAAAACAAUAUUACACGGGAGAUUCGUCGUCGGAAUACGCUUCUCGAACUGAAAAAAGUGGUGGUACAACCCCAGGGUCAGAGGGCAUUGUUAUACCAACAACAAAUAACUUCAAUCGCCGAUGGUCGAGUGUGGGAUCAGCGCCUGGUGCAAGCCGCGCUUGGCGCUGUGCAUGCGGCCUGCGCAACGUAUCCGCAUCCUGGCGGUGUGCAGCUUGCGACGUGCUCGCUUUACACGCUCCUGUUUACAGACUGUCUGAUGAUGAAGAACAAACUUCAGGGAUGACGGACAAAGACAAGUCUGAUAAAGACAGUAUGAUAAGGUCCAACACUCUGGCUGUCCCCUCAUAUAAGCCUUCGUCAAGUUACUCCGACGGACGCCGUUUGAAUCUCGACUUGCAGUCUUUACGCCUUUCUCCCACUCAACUAACAGACCAAGCACACGGCGUCACUCGAUCCCUUUCUCACGGAUCUGUCAUCAAUUCCCAGCACAAAUGGUGGAAUAUUGAUGAAAGUAGAAGUACUAUAAGUAGGCCAACAAGUUUAAUGGUUUCUGAACGAUACGGAUACCAGGCUUCAACUUACAAUCCUAGAGAGUCUUUCUUAAGAAGUCUCCACACCGUCACGAGAAGACCAAAGAAAUGUAACGAGAGCAAAUCUAAUUGGGAAUUGAAUUAUGUUAAAGAGUAUCAAAGGGAGCAAAGCAGGGCACUUCACUUGAAGAAAUGGGCCUGCAGUAAGUGUACCCUGGAAAAUUCCGGAAUAAGAACGCAUUGCGAAGCCUGUUUAUCUCCGAGGAUAUCGCCCUUGGCCAGGAUCCCCAACACUAGAGGGCUCAGCGUAACUACCUUGGGCAGGCACGAGACGUUUAAUAGAGAUGGCGCUACGUCGCUACCUACUUCCGGUGGGGUUAUGAUCACAGUACCCGAUUGGCCGCAGACGGAAACUCUGAGAGAGUCGAUAAAAAGGUCUGUCAGUGCUCAGAAUUCACCAGAAAUUCGCCCGACAUACAGACGGUCGUUUUCCGAGCAAAACAGUGAUAAUCGGCCAAUAGGCAAGGUCAUCUCUAGCAGACGGAGUCUCAACGAUUAUCAGAAAUCGCUUGAAAGUUACUGCGGCUCAUUGAAGGACGAGCGAAGAGACAGUUUAGCGGAGAAGAAAAUAGACGAGUCAAAUCUAGAAUUGAUUGACAAAGAAUGCAGUUGGGAUACGAAUGCAGAGGGUGUUAUUUACGCUCUGCCUAAUAAGGGGAAAUACAAGGACUUGAACCUGCAGUUGCAGGUGAAUAAUAACGGCACAAGAUACUCGUACGUCUCAGUACAGGACACAAAGACAGUGAUGUCGAAUUCUCAAAACGAGGUUUUGUAUUCUAACGAUAUAGGUGACGGGGAUUAUGCCCGCAUAGACGAGUUGUUAGGAGCUGAGAACUGUCUAUCACCCGUCGGUGAAAGUAACUUGAGGACUUCACAUAUCGGUGCGAAGGAAAAAGUGUUCAAUAUGUUGCCGUCUAUGGGCAAAGUGUCUCAUAAUCCGCGGGAGCCGUCAAAAGUGCCUUCUACACAAACUUCACGCGACGUCAGUGGGCGUAUGUGGCAAUGCAGUGAGUGCUGGUUCGCGUACAACGCGUGGGGCUCGCGCUGUGAGGUGUGCCGAAGCGCUAGGCCUCCGCACGCUACCACGCUCGCACAGACUCCACAUCAAAUAACAAAUAGAAAUUCAUCGGAAGCUUGCGGACCGAAGCUGGAAUUGAACCGGCCAGAUCAACCUAAGAAGCUGACAGUGCCCAUUGCUUCUAUGGAACAUGACUUGAAUAGUGAUGAGUUGCUUUUUGCUGUUGACACAUCAAGCCCAGCAGAAGCCACCUGGUCAUGUUCGCGUUGUACUCUUGUAAAUGAAGCGGGCGCAAGCGCCUGCGCAGCCUGUGCGGGCUCCAGGCCAGCGACACAUAAUUAUUGGUCUUGCAGUUCUUGCACUCUUCGCAACCCGAUGUCGGCAAGUCUAUGUCUUGCCUGUAAGACGCCACCAGUACCGAAGCAUGCCGUGCCUACUGAUAACCAUGUCGUUGCUGCCGGUCGUAGCCCAUCCCCGCGUCGUGGGCCGCGCCAUACACCGGCUCUGCCCAGACGUGGCUCCAGACAUAAAACACCACCACCAGAAACCAAAACAGAGACAACAGAGUGGGCGUGUUCUGAAUGUACGUUUAUGAAUAACAUGGCUGCCAUGUCAUGCGAGAUGUGCCAGUCCCCGAAGACCAGACUUCUGCCUGCUGCUCCAGAUCAGCCAAGUUUAGACGAUGACGAUUCACAAGGUUCGGACGGAGAGAGACAAGAGAGCACCCCAAUGGAGAUACUCCGACUCAGAGAGGAGAGCCACGCUUGGACGCAGUGGCAGGAGGUGCUGGCGCAGUGUGCUGCGACUGGCGAGAUGUAUGUUGAUGAAUCGUUCCCUGCAUCCGGCCGGUCUCUGUACUACGGCGGAGCCGGUGAGAGCGGGGCUGCCGCUCGUUGGCUUCGUCCUCACCAGAUUCACGUUGAUGCGGAUCAUCGUCUACCUUGGGCUGUCUUUCGCGACCCCAGGCCCUCGGACAUCUCCCAGGGUGUGUUGGGUAACUGCUGGCUGCUUUCCGCCCUGGCCGUACUUGCUGAACGGUCAGCGCUGGUUCGCAGUGUGGUGGUCCGCGCUGAACCUGAACGUGGCGCUUAUCAGCUGCGGCUGUGCAAAGAUGGCCGAUGGCUGACCAUUACUUUGGAUGAUCAACUGCCGUGCAAUAAAAAGGGACAUCUUGUCUAUUCACAGGCCAAAAGAAAGCAGUUGUGGGUGCCGCUGAUCGAGAAAGCUGUGGCUAAGCUCCAUGGGUGUUAUGAAGCUCUGGUCUCCGGGCGAGCUAUUGAAGGUCUCUGUACGUUGACGGGAGCACCAUGCGAGUCGGUGUCACUCCAGGCUGGAGGAGCCGGUGGUGGCGCAGGGGGCGGAGCACCUCUUGAACAGUUGGACAGAGACCUUGUCUGGGCUCAACUUUUAUCUUCGAGGCAGGCGUGCUUCUUGAUGGGUGCUAGUUGCGGUGGGGGCAAUAUGAAGGUGGAUGAAGAAGAGUACCAGCGCUUGGGCCUCCGUCCUCGUCAUGCUUACUCCGUCCUCGACGUGGUUGAACUGGCGGACAGCAACCCACCAGUUCGGCUGUUGCGUCUGCGUAACCCAUGGGGCCACUACACGUGGCGUGGACCUUGGGCCCACGGUUGCCCACGAUGGACGGAGCACGUUCGUAGACAACUUCCGGUCUGCACCGCUGAUAGGGACCAGGGCGUGUUUUGGAUCAGCUUUGAGGAUGUGCUUAAAUACUUCGACUGCAUAGACAUUUGCAAGGUGCGAGCGGGAUGGCACGAGGUCCGUCUCGCUGGUAUCCUGCCCCCGAUGUCGUCAACGCGACACCUUACCUGCCUCUUACUCACUGCCACUCAGCCGACGGAAGUCGACUUUACUUUAUUCCAAGAAGGACAAAGAAAUUCUGCUAAAAGUCAACGCUCUCAAUUAGAUUUGUGUGUUGUCGUGUUCCGAACGAAAUCCGGUCCAAGCGCACAAGUCGGCAAACUUGUUGCGCACAGCAAGCGACAGGUCCGCGGUUUCGUAGGCUGUCACAAGAUGCUGGAGAAGGGAUUCUAUUUGGUGGUCUGCCUCGCUUUCAACCAUUGGCAUACGGGAUUAGAACUGGCUGACAGCUCACUCUGGCCACGUCAUGUACUCGCUGCUCAUUCCUCGAAGCCAUUAGCUGUGGAGCGACCUUCUCUUCACCCCCACAUACUAGCGGAUGCCAUUAUUGGUCUCACACUGGCCCGUGGGCAGAGACACGAAGGGCGUCAAGGAAUGACAGCUUAUUAUUUAACUAAGGGUUGGGCCGGCCUAGUAGUGAUGGUGGAGAACAGACACACGGACAAGUGGAUCCACGUCAAGUGUGACUGUCAGGAGAGCUACAAUGUCGUCUCCACUCGUGGAGAGCUUAAGACCAUUGAUUCUGUCCCACCGCUGCAUAGACAAGUUAUAAUAGUACUGACCCAACUAGAAGGCAGUGGGGGGUUCUCAAUAGCUCAUCGUCUGACCCAUCGGCUGGCUGCUGGUGGGCGGCUACAGGAUUGGGCACCCAGGGCGGAUGACGAACCGGCUAACCAUCCCCACCAUCGUCCGCCCAUCGCGAGGAGGCUUUUGGGUUUGCACGCACCGAGAUUGAUUACGUAG